Impatiens glandulifera is the source of this 909-nucleotide messenger RNA. RefSeq lists its product as uncharacterized. NCBI's taxonomy places the organism in Eukaryota, Viridiplantae, Streptophyta, Magnoliopsida, Ericales, Balsaminaceae. Bases 115 to 843 code for a protein of 242 amino acids. The record is from RefSeq and is a predicted model, not a curated record. The transcript is spliced from 5 exons.
GUGAAGAAAUCGAACAAUUUUCAAACCGAUUCAAGAAAAUCGAUCAAAGGUCGAUUCAUCUUCCGACUAGCCGGAGAAGAAGAAGAAGAAGGCGUCGACAGUUAAUCGAAGCAUAUGUAUAAGAAAUCGAAUAAUUUUCCGGUUACCAAAGUCUCCAACGGAAUCAAUUCAAAGCAUCCACCUGAUAGGGGUUAUGGCCAGCGAUCUAUUCCUUCAAUAUUCCAGUCCCGUUCUUCAAAAUCAAUUUCGUCGGGAAAUAUGAGUGGAGAUGAAAACAAUCAUCACCGCCGCGUAUCUCUCUCUGAUUUCCUCAAUAAAAAACUGCACAAGAGUUCCGUUUUGCCGAUUUCAGCUAGGGAUAAAAGCAAGGCUUCCUUAUCAACUGUUGCAGAUGAAAACCCUAGAACUUUACCAAUUGGAGAGCAAUCUGUAUUCAUGAAAACAAGGGAAGGAGUAGAGAGUUCUUCUGUUAACCUUGAUCUAGUAUUGAAUCAGUUCAAGUGUAACACUAAAGAGAAGGAGAAUGAGAAUUCCUCUAAUUCUCAUACUGAAAUGUCCAGGAAAAGAAAAUCGCCAUUUGCAGGUCUUGAAAAGAGUUCUAGAAAGCAUUUAGUGAUCAUAGGCGAUGGUGGUGGUGAUGAUACUGCAAGAAACAGGAACAAUCAUGGACAAAAAGAGAUGGUUAAGAGUGACAAUAUGCCUAAACAUCUAUUUAAUCAUUAUGCGAAUGGGAAAGGUUGGUGGGAUUCCGAUAUGGCUGGGGUGGAUAGUGAAGAAGUUGGUUGUAAUGAAGCUUGGGAAGGAUUAGGUUCCACAACACUUGGAGGUUUGGAAUGGCAUUGACAAUUUGUAUUAACCUUAUUGAAUAAACAAACAACAAUGUUCUUGAUUUUGUACUUGUUUUAUGAA